This is a messenger RNA of Sungouiella intermedia, 849 nucleotides long. The record is from the annotation of a GenBank genome assembly. NCBI's taxonomy places the organism in Eukaryota, Fungi, Ascomycota, Pichiomycetes, Serinales, Metschnikowiaceae.
AUGGACGACUUCAACUUUCCAAAACAUUAUACCAUCCCAACUCUAGAUGAAAUCAUCAGUCCCAACACAUACCUAACGGACUGUGGCCCUUACAACCGCGGAUCGUUCGUCCAGUUCCUCUCCAACUCCCACUGCAUGGAGAACUUAGAGUUUGUCGUGGAACUCGACCGUUUCCUCGCCAACAUGGCCCAGCUCUCGUCGGAUCUUAUCUGCGAUGACAUGAUCCGUCAGAAUAACCGUCUCUUGCACCAGUGGAGCGUCAUAUACAAGGUGUUCUUGAAAGAGGACGCUAUCAAGGAGAUCAAUAUCUCAUUCAAGACUCGUUCCGACCUCUGUGGCGAGGUGCUCCCGAACCAGAAGCAGCUCAUGAAUAUCCGAGGCUUAAUAUGCGAGCUUCUUUUGGAUAGCUUUAAUGAGUUUAUCAGCUAUACACGUGAAGUCACCAACGAUAGAACCACUCGCCGCAGACGCCUGGAGAUUGUUCCUCCAGAGUUCAAGACGCUGCCUGUGUUCCAUGCCGAAGAGAUCCCUCGUGUCCUAUACGAACACGUACCUAGAUCUCUGGCCUCCAACUCUCUGUCUGAGCAACAGAAAUCUGAGCUCAGCGCCCAGUGGGACCGUGCGCUUGAGCAGUUUGAGCAGAAUAUGGUGCAAGUAAACAGUGGGUCUGACCUGUCGCUGGAGCUGCCCAGGAGCCGCACUGCACUGGCUGGCACCAUUUCAACCCGUACGUCCUCUCGUGGAUCUUCUAUCGGUUCGAUAGUGGACAACUUGAAGGACUACUCCGGCUGGAAGACCGUCAAGAAGUUGCGGUUCCGCCGCUCGUCAAAUGAGCAAGAUGUGCAAUAA